Molecule: messenger RNA, 1536 nt
Organism: Capronia epimyces CBS 606.96
Lineage: Eukaryota; Fungi; Ascomycota; Eurotiomycetes; Chaetothyriales; Herpotrichiellaceae
Exons: 3
Coding region: 1-1536 (511 amino acids)
Biological process (GO): late endosome to vacuole transport via multivesicular body sorting pathway
Cellular component (GO): multivesicular body
Source: RefSeq, a predicted model, not a curated record
AUGGCCGCGCAAGUUCCGGCUGCUCUCAAGCCAGCUGAUAUUACAGCUUUUGCUCACCGGGCAGCCCAGCUGGAGAAAAUCAAGCCGAUCAUUGCUUAUUGGUGUGAUUACUGGAUUGUCAAUCAGAUCUUAUCGAAAGGAUUGCACAAUACCGACCAAGAAUGUCUCGUUUACACCACCUCGCUCAUGGACAAGUUGGAACAAUUCAAAGCCGAGCACGCCGAGGAAUCUGCCGUGUCGGACGAUAUAGUUGGAAAAGCAUACGUGGAACAGUUUGCAUUGGAAACACUAGAAAGAGCAGACAAUGCGGUGCGAGCGAACAAGGCUACGAAGCAGACUGCGGACACAUUCCGGGCUGCGGCCACGUUUUUGGAACUGCUCCAAAUCUGGGGCCCUCUCGACUCGGAAAUCAGCGGUAGGAUCAAGUAUGCAAAGUACCAUGCUGUGAGGAUAGUCAAGGCCAUUCAAAGCGGCGAAGACCCCAAUCUGUCCAACCCGAAGCCAGUGCCGCCAGCUGAAGACACCCUCCCUGCUCUGGAUCCUAGUGAUGCAGAUGUCCAAGCUUUGGAAGGUGGUGGCAGAAGGCCGAGGCAGCCAUCUGUCGUGGAGGUCCCCGACGAGGCGGACAAGAUUCAGAAGAGCCUUGCACAAAAGUCCUUGGGGAACGAAUCUUUACAUCCUUCAAGAGACACAUCUGUGCCACCACCCACAGCAAAGCGAGAGCGUCAACCUUCUGUUGUUGAAGUGACAGAUGAGGGAGACCGUGUUCAGAGCAAUCUCGCUGCCCAGUCGACGAUCGACGAAUCUAUUCAUCCCUCCGCGGCGCCCUCUACGCCUCGCACGCCGACGAAUAACGUUUCCCCGCUAGUGCCAGAUGACGCGGCAUCAUUCUACACGAACCAGCUUGGACCGGCCAAUAUAUCACCGCUCGAGGCCCCGUCAGAGAGGAAACCAUCAAUUGGUGGCAACUAUUUCCCUAGAGUUCCUUCUCCGCCGGCCCCGGAGCUCCCUUCAGCACCUACAACCCUGGGGGGAGGUCCCAUUAUACCUUCUGCUCCAACAGAUCUUGCGAGUAGUCCUGCUGGGCUUCCGCCGACAUCGCUAGAACUAUCAUUCGAAUCGGGACGUAGCUUGCUCGCAGGGCUCAACCAGCCGAGUCGUGAAUCGCCCCCUCCUCCUCCGCACCGGCAUGGACAAUUUCUGCCGCAGCCCGGCCCAGGCCAGCCGCCACAGAUUCCUCCGAACUUUCAGCCUCAGGUCCCUCAACCUCAAAUCCCUCAGAAGCCUCCACAAUUUCGACAGACUCGCGGACCAGUUCCUCCUACCCCCCAGCCGCAGCAGAUUAUAUCGCCUUCACCAGUUCACCCCGCCCAUCCCCCUCCGCCUGCGCAACUGGUAGAUGCUAUCGUUGAUGAGGAAGCAAUGAUGAAAGCUCAGAAACACGCACGAUGGGCCAUUUCAGCUUUGGAUUUUGAAGAUGUCCCUACCGCCGUCCGGGAACUGAGAGCAGCACUGGCUCUACUGGGUGCGACGUGA